GCGCUGUCUGACGCCACCCAUCCCACUAUCUUCCGCUGAGGUGUGGAGCGCUUACGACGAGUCCCGGAAUCGAUGACCUCCACGCUUUGCCUGCUCUUCUUCCUCUCACACCCGGCUAGCCAUGUGCGACGUGACCUCCACCCGCUGACCCUCACCCCGAGCGUCGCAACAUCACCCCAACCCUUUCUUGGAUCGUCGGUGACCACACUCGCUUGACUCGCCUCGCCCGCACCCUCCGCCCCAUCCUUCCACGAGGCCACCCCACCGAAAAACGUGCAUUGACAUCUCGGAAAUCCGCCGACGACCAUCUUGACACCUGCCAACAACCCGCGCACUGCCAUUCCCCGGGCGCACCACCUCUUCCACCUCAUCCGCCUCCCCCGAACAACCACAGCCAUGCGCAUCCGACUACGCGACUGCGCCCUCGCCACCACCGCCAUCCUCUCCUCCCUCCGCCAUGUCGCCGCCAUCAGCCUCGACCCCACCGACCCCGACUCCGUCAAGUCCGCCGCGUCGACGGCGGCGCAUAGCAUGAUGCAAUGGUACGGCGGCAACCUCACCGGCGGCACGCCCGGCCUACUCGGCGGGCCCUACUACUGGUGGGAAGCCGGCGCAAUGUGGGGAGCGCUGAUUGAUUAUUGGUAUUACACCGGCGACGACACCUACAACGACGUCGUCACCCAGGCCUUACAGUUCCAAGUCUCGCCGACCAAGGACUACAUGCCCGCCAAUCAGACCACCGACGAGGGUAACGAUGAUCAGAUUUUCUGGGGCUUCGCGGUCAUGACCGCUGCGGAGUAUAAGUUUCCCAAUCCGCCCGCCGAUCAGCCGCAAUGGUUGGCGUUGGCGCAAGGCGUCUGGAAUAGCCAGCAAGCGAGAUGGGACACGUCCACGUGCAACGGCGGCCUGCGAUGGCAGAUUUUCACCUUCGACACGGGCUACACCUACAAGAACAGCCCCAGCAAUGCCGGCUUCAUCAACCUCGGUGCCCGUCUGUACGCAUACACCGGCAACCAGACCUACGCCAACUGGGUCAACAGGGCGUGGGAUUGGAUGGAGGGUGUCUUGCUCAUCAGCAACUUUGGUGAAGGGCCCGGCUACGGCAUCUACGAUGGCGUCUACGACACCAACAACUGCACCACCAUCACGUUCUUGCAAUGGACAUACAGCGCCGGCAUGCUCCUGAACACCGCCGCUGUCAUGUACAACAUCACCGGCGACCCGAUAUGGGAAACCCGACUCUACGGAAUCUGGAACUCUAGUAAUAUUUUCUUCUACAAUAAUACCAUCCUCUGGGAGCAAGCCUGCGAGCGCCCUGGCGGUGUAUGCGAUCUCAACGAAUUGAGCUUCAAGAGCUACUUUGCCCGCUACAUGGCCGCCAGCACAAAAUGGGUGCCAGCGCUGCUCGACAUUUUCACCCCGUUCUUUCAAUCCUCCGCCACAGCAGCGGCAGCACAAUGCGUCGGCACCAUCGCCGGCCUGUACGGCAACGCCUGCGGCUUCUCCUGGACCAACGGGACAUGGGAUGGCACCUAUGGCGUCGGGCAACAACUCGACGCCAUGCAAAUCUUCAUGGCCAACAUCGUCCAGGACGCCAGAUCGCCCGUGACGCGGAAGACGGGAGGCACCUCGACCGGCGACCCGAGCGCGGGCACAAGCAGCAAUACUGGCAUUGGCGCGCCCACCACGCCCAUCACGACAGCUAGUCGGGCGGGCGCGGGCAUCUUGACUGCUUUUGUCGUCGUCUCGUGGCUAGGGGCCAUCUGGUGGAUGUACGUGUGAUGCAACUAGUUUUUGCAAAUGCUGCGACGAUGUUGAUGCUGGCGUUUUCGGGUGUGAACACAAUGGGGAGGGAAUGGGACUCUUAACGACCAAUAUUCUCUGGUAAAUACAUUUCAAUCAUU
Molecule: messenger RNA, 1904 nt
Organism: Neohortaea acidophila
Lineage: Eukaryota; Fungi; Ascomycota; Dothideomycetes; Mycosphaerellales; Teratosphaeriaceae
Product: glycoside hydrolase
Exons: 3
Coding region: 397-1782 (461 amino acids)
Biological process (GO): fungal-type cell wall biogenesis; carbohydrate catabolic process
Molecular function (GO): mannan endo-1,6-alpha-mannosidase activity
Source: RefSeq, a predicted model, not a curated record